This is a messenger RNA of Auanema sp. JU1783, 897 nucleotides long. The record is from the annotation of a GenBank genome assembly. Lineage: Eukaryota; Metazoa; Nematoda; Chromadorea; Rhabditida; Rhabditidae.
AUGGCUGCAAAUAAGGGUCAAGAAGCUAUGAAGAAAGCUCUCCAAAACGCUCGAGGAGCCGGGCUUGGAGUUGGUUUACUUGCUGCUGCUGGAGCUGCAGCUUAUGGAGUUGCUCAAUCCAUGUUCACAGUCGAAGCUGGUCACAGAGCUAUUAUGUUCAACAGAGUAGGAGGAUUGUCCAAUGAAGUGUAUAAGGAAGGACUUCACUUCAGAGUACCAUGGUUCCAAUAUCCCAUUGUUUAUGAUAUCCGUGCCAGACCCAAUCAAAUCAGAUCUCCCACUGGAUCCAAAGAUUUACAAAUGGUAAACAUCGGACUCCGUGUCUUGUGCAGACCAGACCCUGGUAGCCUUGUAAAAAUUUAUAGAACUCUCGGACAAAACUGGGAAGAGCGUCUUUUGCCUUCUAUCUGUAACGAGGUUCUUAAAGGCGUUGUCGCUAAGUUCAACGCUUCCCAAUUGAUUACUCAACGUCAACAAGUAUCUAUUUUGGUAAGAAAAGCACUCAUUGAGCGUGCUUUGGAUUUCAAUAUCAUCCUCGAUGAUGUUUCCAUCACUGAAUUAGCUUUCUCAGCCCAAUAUUCCGCUGCUGUUGAAGCCAAGCAGGUUGCAGCCCAAGAGGCCCAACGUGCUCAUUUCCUUGUUGAGAAGGCCAAGCAAUCUAGACAAGAAAAGAUUGUCCAAGCUGAAGGAGAAGCUACUUCAGCUAAAAUGUUAGGAGAAGCUAUGCGUAAUGAUCCUGGUUUCUUGAAACUCAGAAAAAUCCGUGCUGCUCAGAACAUUGCCAAGCAGCUUUCUAAGAACCCCAACAACAAGGUCUACCUCCCAUCAGGUGGAUUAAUGUUGAACAUUGCUGAUGAAGAUUAUCUCUCUGUAGCCGGCGAUAAGAAGAGACGCUAA